AUGCUUAUCUGGAUCAAAAAUGCACUUACACCCCAGGAAAUUCGAGAUAAAAUCAUGGAUCCAAACUCACCCUUCCAGAAGGCCAUGGUGGAGUAUCUAGAGAGUGUGCACAUGGGUGAAUUCAUGACAGGCAGCAUGGAGAGUGUGAAGCAGAACAUAGCCGAGGAAGAUCACAAAAAUCCAUCCAGGGUCCCACCCACAGAGACAUUGCCAGAGCCACCACCCAAGAAGUGCGACCACUCUACCAAAUCAGACUGUGAUCAGUGUCAGAAGCAUACAUCCUGGUGGACUAGAUUCAAGCAGACAGUGGAUGAAAUUUUAUAUCUGUCGAACAGGCAUACAUACAAAAAUGGAAAUUGCAAAGCCCGGUUCCCCAGAGAGACCCAUCCAGAGACUGUGGUAGACCCAAGCACAGGUGCACUUAUCAUGAAGAAGGGAGAGGCAUGGAUUAAUACCAUCACACCUGCAGUCACCUAUCUCAUGUGCGGGAACACUGAUGUCACUUCUCUGCUGUCGGGCACUGCCAUCAAGUCUGUCAUAGCUUAUGUUGCUGAUUACAUAACCAAGACCCCACUCAAAACCCAUGUGAUGUUCCAGUCUAUCCAGCAAGUGUUUGAGCGC
Trametes versicolor FP-101664 SS1 is the source of this 621-nucleotide messenger RNA. RefSeq lists its product as uncharacterized. NCBI's taxonomy places the organism in Eukaryota, Fungi, Basidiomycota, Agaricomycetes, Polyporales, Polyporaceae. The record is from RefSeq and is a predicted model, not a curated record. The annotation marks the transcript as partial. The transcript is spliced from 2 exons.